UAAAACAUAGCAACACCGAAACAAAAAUGGCGACGAUGUGAAGAAGUUUUUGAUUUUCCUCGGACGUACACAGACCUGUUUAACACGGAAGGCAUAUUGAUCACAAGAAGAACAUGAAGACACAACCUUUACAAAGAGGGGAGGAGCCCCCUAUGUUCCUCCAGCGGCCAUCCACAGGCAAAUCACAAGAUGUCCGCCACAUAUUAGCCAAGACGUUUAGAGAAAUAUACACUCGGGAUGCUAUCAGUGCUGAUACUGUUGCAAACUUAGGUGUCUCUAAACAUGGCGAUGAUCCUUACCAUGAACGCUAUGUGGAUGCUCUACAGAAGGUAUUUGAAGAACGAAAGAAACGUUUAGAAGAGGCUGCUAAACUUGAACGUCAUAUCAUGCAAGCUCAGGCUAGAGCUAUGUCAGCAGAUGAGCGUCAGUUGAAUCGGGUCACACAGAGCUGUGACAACUAUUCCGAGCUGGGACUCCCUCCAGGUCGUUCUCAUUUCCGAUCCUGCAUUGACUCUGAUUUGCUGAAGAAACACAAACUCCUUUCCCCUGAGGACUAUGCUACUGAGGAACAAUUGACAGUGCCUCUACCACAUGGUCCCAAGGUGCCAAGUUACGCCCGUGAGACGGUGUCGUCGCAGCAGCGGACUCGCCCCAUCGACCAGGUUGAGGAAUCACCUCAGCCACUCAUCUUUCACAGCCGCAGUGACCUUGUACACCAAAGCUAUGUGUCGGACAGCAUUAAUGUGGAACAGGAAAUUCUGGAAUCGGAGCCUGCUUCCUCCAUCUCAGAAUCAGUUGUGUUUCCAAAAAGAGGAGGAUGGAAAAUCCACAUGAAUGAAGCUCAGCGAGAAGUCGACAGAAAAGACCUUGCUAACCUCCAGGCCCGUGUGAACUAUGUUCGUAAUCCUAGAUAUGUUCCACCAUCAGCCUUACCCGGUGGAAGAUCUCUUAUAAUGCCAGGUCGUCCCAAACCAAAGGAAAUUGGUAUCCAAAGUAAACCGGAUGUCAGCAAACCAAAGGAGCCAUCUGUAGUAUUCUUAGUCUCUCCACCAAUAGUCAAAUUCUCCGACUACAAAGUUGGUCAGGUUUAUGAGUUGACGUUGGAGCUGAAGAAUGUGUCCUCUGUGAUGAGGCAGUGUGCAGUACUUCCACCAACCACUCCAUUCUUCUCUGUUGGACUGGGUCAGUUUCCGGGAGAGCAUGGCCUAGUAGCUCCUGGAAUGAGCUGUCACUAUGCGAUCAGAUUCGCACCAGACUCGCUGAGAGACUUUGACGAUGAGAUCAGGGUUCAAACUCAGUCCUCUAACUCUGUCAUUGUGCCUCUUCAAGGUCGCAGACCACCUCCAAAUAUUACAUUGCCGCCAGUCCUUGAUGUUGGAUACUGUCUGGUUGGAGGAUGCCAUGUGGUACAAUUCAUCGUGAGGAACACCGGUGGGAAUGGCCGAUUCUGUAUUAUGCCAAGAUCUUCAUGGCCAGCUACGAACUUCAAGUCAGUUGUCAGGAAUGGAAGCGUCCUCAUUCAGCCAUUUGAAAUACGUCCAUCUGUUCUGGAAUUGAUGAAAGGGGAGAGUGGAGUGAUUGAAAUUAUUUUCACCCCUCCAUCUGUGAAGAGUUUCAACCAGGAAAUCACACUUGUCUGUGACAAUUGUCAUGUGAAACACUUCACCAUCAAAGGCAUUGCUCAGAGGGCCAGUGUCGAUCUGAUGAUGGUUGAACGGGGAGAAGGCAACAUCGCGCCGGGAGAGUUGACAGACAACACUGCAGAACACAUGAUACGAUUUGAUGACCUCAAUCCCUUCACAUACACAGAUCGUACAGUCGUGGUUAAAAACUGCACAAAUGUACAGAUGCCAUUCCAAUGGAUGAUAUAUAAGCCAGAGAUGAAAGAGGAGCUCAUUGAGGGACAGAGAAAAAUUGUUCGUGCUCAGGAUGUGGACUCUGUGUUCAGUGUUCACCCUCCCACAGGAAAUCUGCCUCCGUCGGGAGACAUGGAGUUCCGGGUCACAUUUGCACCACCACUGGUGAACCAGUUCCACAGUGUGUUGCACAUGUUGCUGAAGCAAAUUCCACAGUACCAGGAUGGCGACUCAGCCAAGUUGCGUAAACGCGACAGACGUGCCCUCCGUGAGAAGUCAAACCUCAGUGAUGAUGAAGAUGAGGAGGAGGAAGAGCCCACAGUGAUCUUCCCUCCAUCAAGUGGAUUGAGAAAACUACAAGACCUGACUGCUAUGGAGAUAGAGGUGAAAGGAAACAGCGUGCCCCUCAAUGUCGUGUUACACCCCUACGCUGUUUACGUUCCUGGCCGCAGCCUCAUGGAGACGACCAUCAAGAAAAGAGUUACGAUGGCCAAUCACAGUCGGUCUACAAUCACCUUCCAAUGGCAGCCGUACAGUGAGGGAUACAUACUGGAGAUGGAGCCACCGUUUGGUGAACUAGAUCCUGGGAUGGCUAUGGAUCUAGAGCUCGGCAUAACUGGAGGUACACCCGGCAAAAUCAACCACACCCUGUACUGUCAUGUGAUGAACUUAGCUGAACCUCUCCACCUCCAUGUGGAAGCUGAGUUUAAGGGUCCAGAACUUUUGAUUGAGGAGCCAGAUGUCAACUUUGGCUUGGUCUGUCUAGGAAAUCAGGCCACAAAGGAAAUUACUCUGACAAAUCUGGCUCAAAUCACCACAAAAUGGAGUAUUCAUGACAGCCCAGAAUUCAUUGACCUGGAAAACGGUGAUGAUCCCAGCGAGUUUGUUUUCACCCCAGAAAGUGGGGAGUUAUCUCCCCUGGAGCAGAAGACGAUCACCAUUGAGUUCAUACCGACUGCAGUAAAGACAAUCAAGCGUGUGUUUACUGUGAAGGUGGUGGACGGUAGUGAAUGUAAUAUCGGGGCGACGGCUGAGGUACAGGAGCCACAGGUCUGUCUGUCGUCCUGUGAGGUGUGUAUGGAGGAUGUGUAUAAGGGCGUUCCUGUCCUCUGUCAGGCCACCAUUGUCAACCAGACCCUGAUACCUACAUCCUUCGCAUGGGGACAGAUCCAGGGAGGUCAUGCCGAGGACUGCAUGGUGGAGCUUGACCCCCCAUAUGGUGAACUGGAACCACGGGAGGAGAAGACUAUUGAGAUUCGCUUCAUGGCCAACCGAGAGGGAGAGAUUUCGGAUGUAAGAAUUCCUUGUGAAGUAGCUGGGAUGGAACAGGUGCUGUUUUUAGGUCUGUUCUGUGAUGCUAAGGGACUGUCAGUCACCUACAAGACUUCGGCUUUAGGGUCACUCUCCAGUGAAUUCUUUGAAGAUGUUUGCCUGGACUUUGGAGAAAAGACCGACUUGGGUGCAACACCUAAAGUCUUUUUACAUAUUCAAAACGAGUCCGGAAUAACGGCUCCAUACAGCCUCCAACUGGAACACUUCAUGGCAAAACCUCCAACCCCACCAGGAAACAAGGACCCCAAUGCCUCAAAAAGCCAGCAGAGAAGACUGAUGUUGAGUCGGACACCCAACCUGGCGGAUCCUCUCAGCAAGACACAGAUAAAGGCACAGCAAGAUUUAUGUAAAGCCAUGCUUUCUCUUGGACUUGGUGCCUCCUUUGUACCCUCGCCUGCGUCUGGGGUGCUACAGCCGUUUGGAGAGCAGAUAAUAGAGUUAGGGGCUUACUCCGACAUGUGGGGCCUGUACACAGAUAACCUGAUUUGUAAGGUUGGAGACCUUGAGGAUGUGUCAAUACCCGUCAAGAUGAAUGUGGUUGGAUGUCCACUUUGCUUUCAGAUGACCGCGGCCAAAGCUGACCAAAAACCUAUUGUAAGGUUUGGGACACACGUAUCCGGAGUUGCACCGACAAGCCGUUCCAUGAGAAUAAACAACACAAGUCCAUGUGAUAUACGUCUGGAUUGGCAGUUAUAUAACCUAGAAGAUGAUGACACAAAAUUACUUGAUUUCAUUGUCGGCUUUGGUGAGGCCUUCCCGAAAUGUGAUGAAAACGGCAAAGAAAUAAUUCCGCCAUGGAAAAAUGAGAAGCAGUCUCCUGUGCCGGAGAUGCCUAAGAGAAUGCCUACGGAGUUCAUACCGAAUUCUCCCGACACCCUGCCAACUCUGACAAGGGAGGCAACUCGUGUGAUCAAUACGCCUGCUGCUACCACUGAAGUAGAACCAGUCCAAAAGGAACCUCUGAUGAAAUUUGCUUCGGUCUUUGUCCGUUCACAUGAAGGUGUUCCUGACGAAGCUCCUUACAGUAUCAAAAACAAACAAAUGAUAAUCCCAGCAAGAGGAAAUGCCAGUGUCAAUGUCAACUUUACCCCAUUCCCAACAGGCCAGGUGUCUGAAGAGAGAGACUGCAUUGGAUAUGCUCUGGGAUAUAUGAGCCUGGACAAUGGUAAAGCAUCUCGGACAGAAAACAAAGUCAGCCGUCUCCAAGGUUACGAAAUGUCUUGUCUACGACUAGACAUGACAGCUCACCUGAAACCUGCACUACUGAACAUUGAGCCUACUGACGAGGAGGGCAUGAGGUACAGGUCAGCCAUGAGCGAUCUCCUCCUGGAAGGGGGAAGGACAAUACCAGAGAGCUCCAAGGUAUGCAGUGCUGUCCUAGCGAACCACACGGAAACUCCACUCACCUUCAAACUCAUCACCAAGGCUCCAUUUGUAUUGGUUGACCUUAAUCCCUCAACCAACCGUGCCGGAGCUACUACUAUCCAGGAAACUGAGAUGCAGACAUUGCGGCCUCAACACAACUUAUUGGUGAAAGUCGCUUUCCAAACCUCCACCAGCCUCCUGGAGGUUGGUGAUGAAUCAGAGGAAAACAAUCAAUCUGAGACAGGCAUGAGAAACCAGAAGGUUGAGAUAAUGGACCAUUUGUUGGUGGAGUUCAACAACUCGGCCAUACAGAAAGUACCUCUCCAUGCCAGCCUAUCUGUGCCCCAGAUCGAGCUGUCCAAGAGCGAGUUGGACUUUGGGACUUGUCUGGUUGGUCAGCGGAGGGAACUGCAGCUUCUUGUCUCUAAUGUGACAGCAUCAAACAGUUUCUGGACUAUUGAUACAGAAUCAAUGUCCCCUGGAUGCAGUGCAGAUACAUUCAUAAUAACGCCAUCUAGUGGCCAACUGGAGGCACACAUCACCCAUAUCAGUGAUAGUAAAACUCUACUCCAUGUCUUCUUCACUGCCAAGCAUGCAGAAUUCUACGAAGCUGUAUUUGUUUUCAAAGGAGUGUUGGGAGAAAUUCCACAGAGGCUUGUCAUCAGGGGUCAAGGGUCAUAUGAUGGCCGUUACGAAGCCUUACUCAAUGUGUGAUAUAAUUGUGUAGCUUGCGCUAUAUAUAGAUACAAAAAAUAGACUAUGAUUUAAAACAUGACUGUGAUACAAUUGUGCUAUACACUGUACAUAGAAACAAAUGUCCGCAAUGAUUUUUGACUGUUUGAAAAAUUUGUUCUGUGAUAACUUACAUGUGAAUAUUUUAUGAUUUGACAUGCAAGAAAUACAGUUCUAACUAUAUCCGUCCAAUAUGUAUUAUUUUAUAUAUUUCAUGAUAUUAUUGAUAGUAAUUUUGCAUGAAAAUAUUGUGGAGUGGCAACUUUUUUGUUAUUAGAAGAACAGUAGAGUAUCAUAUCAUCUGUUUGAUCACCAAUUUUAAAAUUAGCUAUUUUAUUGAAAAUGACGUUCUUAUUCGCGACGGAAAUUGGCAAAACUAAAAUGGACUUAAAAGUUAGGAAAGAAAGGCAAGAUAUCAAAUACCAUCUCUCCCAUAUUGUUGUUGCAGUUUUGUUUUGGCAGUUUUGGAAAUUCAACAAAUGUGAAGUAAUGUUAAAAUUGGUUUACUAUGUCUUUGAAUAAAAUGACCUAAGUUUAUUUUUG
This is a messenger RNA of Pecten maximus, 5828 nucleotides long. Its product is annotated as deleted in lung and esophageal cancer protein 1-like. NCBI's taxonomy places the organism in Eukaryota, Metazoa, Mollusca, Bivalvia, Pectinida, Pectinidae. The transcript is spliced from 38 exons. Gene Ontology annotation, biological process: negative regulation of cell population proliferation. The coding region runs from base 114 to 5267 and encodes 1717 amino acids. The record is from RefSeq and is a predicted model, not a curated record.